AUGGGGUACAGCAGCCUGGUUCUACUGCUGCUGAGUGGGCUUACCUUGGCCCAACAAGGCACCGAAAGUGAACCCAGCUCAGCGUGUCAAUCGGUGUCCAGAUUCAAAACCAACAGGAAAUAUUUCUACCAUUACAGCACAGAGAGCAGAAAUGGUGUUGUGGGCACCGCCAACCUGAAAAAUGGUCCCAAAGUUACAUGUAAGGUGGAGAUUGAAGUCCCUCAGCUCUGCAGUUUGAUCAUGCACACCACCGAUUGUGCAAUGAGUGAGGUCUCUAUCACAGACCCUGAGCCAGUCUACUCCCCCGCACCCACGUCGGAGGCUUUCAGGGCAGCUAUGGAAAAGUCAGUACAUUCUCAGAAAUAUCUUUUAUUGUAA
Messenger RNA from Knipowitschia caucasica, 378 nucleotides. The record is from the annotation of a GenBank genome assembly. Lineage: Eukaryota; Metazoa; Chordata; Actinopteri; Gobiiformes; Gobiidae.